AUGGAUACUUUCGACUUUGAAGAGCUAAGAACCCGACGCGAAAAGAGUCAAAUUACCAAUAUGUACUUCGAAAUACUGGCUUGCAAGAAUCAACAAUUGCAGAGGCAUUACACUGGAGCAGAGCUCUCUUUGAACUUAGCAGAGCGACAAAAGCAUGCUUUCAACAUGGUCCAAAUCCAUUACCUCACCGAGGUUACAGUGCCCUCGGCCAGGAAAAGAGUGGUGGAAAGCUACGAUAUCGGGCCAAAUAAUGAUGACCUUUAUCCCAAUAUUUGGCCUCCCGAGAAUACCCUCCCAGGAUUCCAGGCUUUCAUGGAAAACUUCUUUGAUAUCAUGAAUAUAUUUAAAGACGCUCUACUAGGUCUCUUAGAAGAUCACUAUGAGGUUAGCAAGGGUAGAUUCUCUGCUCUGCACAACAUGGCUCAAAAUGAACUGCGUCUAUUACACUACCCUGAUAUUAAAACAGAGCUCCUCAAAGACACCAAGAAAGCAGUACGCUUUGGACAACACACCGACUUUGGAACAAUUACUAUACUCUUUCAAGCUCCCGCGGGUGGUCUUUAUUUCCGUUCAAUGAAUGGUAACUGGAACGAGAUCCUCUCCUCCAAGACCGAUGCCAUUAUAACAUUUGGCGAUACGUUUGAGAGAUGGACUAAUGGCCGAGUUCAUGCCGGUGUUCACUGUGUGCAGGCUCCUUCACAGGCUCAGGACCAGACUGGGGAGCGUUAUGCUAUUGCGUACUUUGGCAAAGCUAAUCGGAACCAGUCUGUAGGAGUGUUGCCAGAAUUCGCGAACAAACUUGAGAGUCCAAAGUAUGAGGAUAUGACCGCAGAGGAGUAUAAUCAGUAUCGAAUGUUAAGUCUUUACUAG
Molecule: messenger RNA, 870 nt
Organism: Exophiala oligosperma
Lineage: Eukaryota; Fungi; Ascomycota; Eurotiomycetes; Chaetothyriales; Herpotrichiellaceae
Exons: 4
Coding region: 1-870 (289 amino acids)
Molecular function (GO): dioxygenase activity
Source: RefSeq, a predicted model, not a curated record